Molecule: messenger RNA, 544 nt
Organism: Dentiscutata erythropus
Lineage: Eukaryota; Fungi; Glomeromycota; Glomeromycetes; Diversisporales; Gigasporaceae
Source: the annotation of a GenBank genome assembly
AUGAGUAAAUCAAAAGUGGAGAAUUUAUCCAAAAGUCCUGAUAAGAAAAAGAUCAAAAAUGAUGAAGUUAAAGCUUUCGAAUCAUGCCGAAAAUUUGUAGAUAAAGAAAGCGUUAAUAAAUCAUAUAGUGGUGAAUAUCUUGAUAAUGAAUCGAAUUUGGAACAGAAUAAUCUCGAAUGGGAUUUGAAAUUAGCUGAAGAGUACAAGUUGGAAGGACGAAAUAAGCUGGAGGAAACUAGCUUAGGUGGUAGAGCUGAAGUUUGUGAAUUAGUAGUAGAGACCGAAAGAAGUAAAAAGGGCAUAAUGGACAUAAGGAGUGCAGUGAAUAAAUUGGAGUAUGUUGAUAGUGGAGUAACAGAGUAUAAGAAGAAAGAUCAUAGGAAUGGUAAAGGUAAAAUGAGGAUCAGUGAAAUGAUUAAGAAUAAUGAGAAAAGCUCGAAGAAAAAGAAAAAGUAUAGAAUGGGUAAACACUUACCUAAAAUCCGAAUAAGAAACCUUGCAGGUGCUGAAAACUCUAAGGACAAAGUUCCUGGGGCUCUAGCUU